GUGGGGUUCGCCCACAGCUUCUUCAUAAUACCGUUUGAGGUUAUAUCCAAAUCCAUGGGUUGAGAAACCCAAUUCCCCUGAAAUUUCCUCAGAAACACAGAGACCUGUCUCUCUUCUCAAAUCGAGAAUGGAAAACGAAAAUGGAAGCGAGAGGAUACUGGUGGUGAACCUUGUUACACAGAGUAUGAUUGUGAUCGAGGGACGUUCGAGGUUGGAAGCUCUAUUGCGCGAUUUGGGUGGGAAGGAGGGCCACCCAUCGGCCUCCAAGGCGUCCAUACAAGCGCUUCCCACCGUUCAGGUCAAGGCAGAGGAGCUGCCUUGCGAGUGCCCCAUCUGUUUGAACGAGUGGGAGAUGGGUUGUUUAGCCAACCAACUGCCCUGCACACACAAAUUCCAUCGCGAUUGUAUACAGAAAUGGCUUGGCAUCCAUGGGACAUGUCCGGUUUGUCGGUACAAGAUGCCCGUUGAUGAGAAGGAAAACGGCGUCGGAGUGGAGGCAAGGAGGGCGAGGGAGAUUUGGGUUGCCUUUUCUUUCAAUAACGAUACGAGAUUUGAGGGUUAGAAUCCAUUGCUCUGUUUGUGGGUUUGGAAUUAUUGUGUAUACACUAAAUAAUAAUAAAUCAUGUAAUUCAAA
Molecule: messenger RNA, 634 nt
Organism: Cucurbita pepo subsp. pepo (vegetable marrow)
Lineage: Eukaryota; Viridiplantae; Streptophyta; Magnoliopsida; Cucurbitales; Cucurbitaceae
Product: E3 ubiquitin-protein ligase MPSR1
Biological process (GO): protein ubiquitination
Cellular component (GO): cytoplasm
Molecular function (GO): ubiquitin protein ligase activity
Source: RefSeq, a predicted model, not a curated record